AGCUAGCAGGAGCGGAGUGUGCGAAGCCACAGGGCAGCUGGUCCACAUUUUGUGUUAUGUAGGGUCUCAGAGGCAGAACUGGCACCAUGGCCACGGACAAACAACAUUCACGGGUCUUCUGGAUUGGACGAGCGGACUGUUUUCUGUGAAUUUCUUUCAGUUUGUACGGCGCAGGAUUUAAGCUCCCCGAGGCGGUACUUCUUUCUACCUGCGGAAGGCAUUGUCUGUGCGUGCGUGGCGGCUGUUGUUGUCGGCGGCAGCGUCUGGCUAGCUGAGCCGCACAUCUCCAGCCCCGUUAGCAAGUUAGCAAGCCAACAAGCCAGCAUUGUGUGCUUACAUCGACGCUAAGCUAGCAGGGUUGCUAGCUUGGCCGGUUCGUGUGGUGGGAGCUGGUGUGUAGGUGAUGUUGUCCGUGCUGUCGUACGGUAGACUGGUUGCCAGAGCUGUCAUCGGCGGACUUUCUCAGACAGACAGCCGCGACUACAGCCUGGUGACAGCGAGCUGCGGCUUCGGUAAGGAUUUCCGUAAAGGCAUCUUGAAGAAAGGGAUGUGCUAUGGAGACGACGCGUGCUUCAUUGCCCGACACAGAUCUGCUGAUGUUUUGGGUGUGGCAGACGGGGUAGGUGGCUGGCGAGACUACGGCGUGGACCCAUCACAGUUUUCAGGUACACUGAUGAAGACAUGUGAGAGGCUGGUGAAGGAAGGACGCUUUGUUCCCAGCAACCCUGUGGGAGUCCUCACGACCAGCUACUAUGAGCUGCUGCAGAACAAAGUGCCACUGCUGGGCAGUAGCACGGCCUGCAUUGUGGUUUUGGACCGGCAGAGUCACCGCCUGCACACAGCCAACCUGGGAGACUCCGGCUUCCUGGUGGUCCGGGGAGGGGAGGUGGUCCACCGCUCAGACGAGCAGCAGCACUACUUCAACACGCCCUUCCAGCUGUCCAUCGCUCCCCCGGGGGCUGAGGGGGCCGUCCUCAGCGACAGCCCCGACGCCGCAGACAGCUCUUCCUUCGAUGUCCAGCUGGGUGACAUCAUCCUCACCGCCACUGAUGGGCUCUUCGACAACAUGCCCGACUACAUGAUCCUGCAAGAGCUGAAGAAGCUCAAGAACACAAAUUACGAGAGCAUCCAGCAGACCGCCCGCAGCAUCGCAGAGCAGGCCCAUGUACUGGCAUACGACCCCAACUACAUGUCACCUUUUGCACAGUUUGCCUGUGACAACGGGCUGAAUGUAAGAGGAGGAAAGCCAGAUGACAUCACAGUGCUGCUGUCCAUAGUGGCAGAGUACACCGACUAGAGUCCGUGUGGAGCUGUGACACAGGGGCAUCUGCCUCUGCAGGUGACGGACUGCUUUGAUUCCUGCUGGCCAGGAAGAAGGACUAAUGUCACAUGCUUCCCCCGCAUCCGCUGGUUCUACUCUGCCUGAACCCCCAACUGACCAUCACCCCCUUCAACCCCCUCCCAAAAAAAAAAACUCCUACAUGCGCACUUCUCUGUGAUCGUAUACAUCAGAGAGUGGCUGAAUAAAGAGGAGCAGAGGCCUGACACGUCCCCUUGGCCAGGCUGCAGUGUUGGCAUCUUUGCAGUGUUCCAGUGCUCAGUGGAUAAUCCCAUUGCCCGGGAUAAGCAGCCGUUGGGCACGUUGGAGAUGAGGAUCCUGUCUGACGAGGAUGAGUCGUCUUUCUCUGAUGGGUGGUGAGGGCAGGGAGGAAGUUGGGUUUCAGAGAUGGGGGCAGAUGUAACCAGGCGGUAGGUAUUAGACUGUUAAAGUGGCCCCACGCUGGGGUGCUAGAAGGGAAAGAAACAGUCCACCAGUAGUGUCAAGAAGGGAAGUGCACAGGAAAUGGCAGCAUUAGGGCUUAAUUAAUGGGCUACCUUGUGCAAGCAGAUGUUCUUCAAAGGGCCUGAAACCUUGUAUGUGUGUGCAGGGAGCAUACGUUGGAUAUAGGAAAUGACUGGUGUGCUGUUCUGGCAUGUUUUGUUAAAUGUUUGCAAAAAAAAAAAGUAGUGUAUGUGACAUUUAUACAUCUGUGGUUAGUUUCCUGGGGCAGAUUGAUCCAAUAAGACUUCAUGAAGAAGAGCGGCAGCUGCCUUUUCCAUAACCAGUGCAAUUCACGUCUUGCACACAUUUUGUUACUUCAUGGGAAAAGUAAUUUUUAGUUCAAAAGUCUCUCGAGAUAUAUAUUGUCAACUGAUGCCCUCCCUUUAAUCUCACAGCUGCUGCUAAAGUCUUGAUUGUGAUUACAAGUGAUGUGUGUAUGAACAUGUGUUUGGUUGAUGAAUGUACUCACAUGCUUGUCAGUGUGUCUAUUGCUAGUGUAGUGAGUGUGUAUGACGCGGAUGUGAAGGCUACAGACUUCUCCAUAUCCACUGGGCUGAUUUGGUCUUGCAGCCUUAAAACGCACAAGCUUAAGAAGCAUAUCU
Messenger RNA from Toxotes jaculatrix (banded archerfish), 2424 nucleotides. RefSeq names its product protein phosphatase targeting COQ7 a (gene pptc7a). NCBI's taxonomy places the organism in Eukaryota, Metazoa, Chordata, Actinopteri, Toxotidae. The coding region runs from base 404 to 1297 and encodes 297 amino acids. The transcript has 6 exons. The record is from RefSeq and is a predicted model, not a curated record.